GGCUUCAAACCCUCUCCCUCGCCUCCUUAUAUAAGAUGUGAAGACAGACAGUGGGGAACGAACACUACCUAACAUCAUCAUCAUUAACAUAUAACAGAUCAAACCCUAUUAAUUGACAUAUCACCAUGAGCAGUACUCAACCUCCCUACUAUUCUUCCACCUUCGGUGAACCCAACCAGAACCCCAGCGCAACUACUGCAACCGGGACCCAAGUUGGCAGCGGCAUCACCAGCACCGGUCAAGCAAAUACCGGCCCUGCGCGCACCACUGCCGGACCGCAUCAAUCUGAUCUAGCCAACAAGGCCGAUCCCCGCGUCGAUAGCGAUCUGAACAACCGCGCUCAGUACGCCCCUGGCGCGACAACCACCGGCAACGUACAUCCGCAGGCCACCCAGAACGUAUCGAACCCUCAAAGCUCCACCGCGGGCCCUCACAAGUCCUCCCUUCUUAAUAAGCUCGACCCCCGCGUCAACAGCAAGACGGGCGAGAUGUCUUCCAAGUCGACCAACGCAACCGGCUCUGGAGCCAUGCGUGAACCUACCGACACCACCGGCGGAGCCGCUUACCAGCAACCGAACCAAGCGGCUACUGCUGCUGGAGGCGCUGCCUCCAGCGCAGCUGGCUACAACACGGCCCCGGUCUCGGGAUCGCAAACCACCAGCGGAGUAGGAUACCAACCGACGCAAUCAUCCGGUAGCACAUAUGGCACCCAAUCCAAGUCGGCAGCUGCCGGGGAAUCUGUUGGCGGCGGUGUGAAGUCGGCAGCUGCAGGAAUCCAUGUAAGUCCCGACCAUCAGUCGAGUCUAGCCAGGCACUUCAUCCGUAGUGGCCGCGGUCUAUCCGACACUAACGAGCGGCUGAUGCUGACCUGAAACACAGGGAGCGGGGGAGUCAUUGCGAGGCGGGCUCACAGCUGCGGUCGACAAGGCCUUUGGGCACGAAGAAGGGGCCGCCAAAAACUCGGCCAUUGCUGAAGAAGGGGAGCGAGAAAUUCAAUCGGGAAACUUCAGCAGAACCCAGCGGUGAUUUUGAACACCAUGGUCUCUUGUGAUGGAAUGAACCCCGCCUUUUUUUCUUUUUGGUUAAUGAGAUA
Aspergillus eucalypticola CBS 122712 is the source of this 1093-nucleotide messenger RNA. RefSeq names its product protein dprC (gene dprC). The record is from RefSeq and is a predicted model, not a curated record. The transcript has a single exon. Lineage: Eukaryota; Fungi; Ascomycota; Eurotiomycetes; Eurotiales; Aspergillaceae. Bases 126 to 872 code for a protein of 248 amino acids.